Messenger RNA from Microdochium trichocladiopsis, 1185 nucleotides. RefSeq lists its product as uncharacterized. Lineage: Eukaryota; Fungi; Ascomycota; Sordariomycetes; Xylariales; Microdochiaceae. Bases 123 to 923 code for a protein of 266 amino acids. The transcript has 3 exons. The record is from RefSeq and is a predicted model, not a curated record.
CGCAGCUGGGGAUACUUAAGACGGCACACCGUCGUCCUUCUUCGUCUUCAGCCCUCUCGCCUCUGCUCCUCAUCUCUCUCCCUCUUCUCUCCUCAGCACAACCACCACAACCACCGCCCACCAUGCAGAAGUUCGCAUACGACUGGCGCAAGGCCAUCAACAUCCCCGCCUGGGUCAUCCAGUUCCUCGUCUGCAUCAUCUACAUUGGCAUCUCCGCCUGGGCUCUCACCCUCGUCAGUGGCAGCCGCACCGUCGUCAGCGGCAGCCUUGCCACCGCUCUUGCCGCCGGUGCUGGCAUCAACAUUGGCAUUGGCCUCCUCACGGCCCUCUUCGACAUCCUCGAGAUCGUCUUCAUCGCAAAGGGCGUCAUGAAGCCUGCCAUCUACCUCAGCUUUGCCUGCAUAAAAACCCUCAUCUGGGUCAUCCUCUUCAUCCUCGCCUGCCUCAGUGCCGCCGCCGCUUCCAUCCUCCUCACCCUCGCUGCUGCCGCCACCUGCAUCGCGCAGCUCGUCUACGGCUCGAUCGUCGUUCACCGCAACCGCAAGGGCACCCUCCGCGGCGGCAAGUACAACGCCGCUGCCACCGGCCACGUCGAGGGCCAGCUCUACACUCCCAACACCGGCAGUGCCCAGCCGCCCCAGACCCAGGGCUACGAGAACUACUCGACCGGCAUCCCCGCGCCCAGCGGCAACUACUCCCAGCAGGGCUAUGGUGGCGCCAGCCCCUAUGUCCCCCCCAGCGCCACCGAGUACAAGUCGCCCGUCCCCUCCCCUGCGCCCCAGCACGCGCAGCAGGCUCCGUACAGCACCUAUGCCCCGCCACCAAACAACCAGCACGGCUACUAUGCGCCUCAGCAGCAGUACUACGGCGGCCCUCCGGCUCCGGCUGGCUCCUACGAGCUGGACAACCAAGUCCGCCACUAAAAUCCGGCUGACCAAAGCGUCCAAGUUGAGCACGGCUCAUCCGCACCGGGAAACCAGGUCUGGCAAUAUCGACGCAAUCAGUUGGUCAAACCUUCUUGCAUUGGAGAACGGCGUUUAGCGUUGGAAUUAAUUCAUGGCUUUUGUCUUUUCAUGACGACGACGAGGGAGAGAAGUCAAGAGCGGUUACAAAAUUGAGCCAGUGUAUAUAGAACCCUGACGAGAACUCAGGAAAUGAUACCCCGAUUCUUUAAGCCUUGCUGAC